Messenger RNA from Manihot esculenta (cassava), 3250 nucleotides. RefSeq lists its product as uncharacterized. The coding region runs from base 1564 to 2571 and encodes 335 amino acids. The record is from RefSeq and is a predicted model, not a curated record. The transcript is spliced from 3 exons. NCBI's taxonomy places the organism in Eukaryota, Viridiplantae, Streptophyta, Magnoliopsida, Malpighiales, Euphorbiaceae.
UGGAACACUUCCUUGCGCAUGUUAGCUGUCCUGCGGGAAGCUCCUCAUUCCUUUUACUUUCCUACGAUUAUUCCAAAACUCUUGUGCCGAUCUUCAAAAACGCUUUUGCGGAAUUCUUCUUAAUCAUUACGCAUCUUGGGUCUCAAAAGUUUUAGCCGAAUCGUCUCAUUGUCUAGAGAUUAAAGGAAAAUUAUAUGGCUCAAGCAGUUGAAGAAUGGUACAAGCAGAUGCCUAUUAUCACUCGCUCGUAUCUAACAGCAGCUAUUGUCACCACCAUCGGUUGUUCCCUGGAUUCAUUUUCCCACACAGUAUUAACCUCGUAGUUCAAGUUCAAGGCAAACCAUCCAUGUUGGAGUUAGAGGAUGUGUCAGGAAGGAAAAUAACCAUCCUUAUGGGUUAGCUUCAGAAGUAGAAUUAUUUUCAACAACAUUUAGAGUACUAUUCAUGUCAAUCAGUCUACCCCUUUGGGUUUGGAUAAUAUCUCCUCAUAAUUUGUACUUGCAUCCUACACUCGUGGCUAAGCAUUAUCAAUUCUGGCAUCUCAUCACCAAUUUUCUGUACUUCCGGAAAAUGGAUAUUGAUGACUGUUGGAUUUCUCCACCCCGGUUCAAGGCCAGACCCAAGAUAACAGUCCAUUAUCCAGAGAUUUCGGAGCUUCACAUUUGUAUCCAGUCCGAUCCACUCCGCCUUGGGACCGGACCUUAGUUAAUUUCUCCAAUCAGGCUGGCCCAGCAUGUCCGGCCCAAUGAACAGAAUACACUUUGGACUCAGUCUUAAAUCUGCCUUUUAGCCCAGCCUGGAACCAGAAAGAAGAUCUCUCCAUCUGCCUUGUGGACCCAUCCACACGUGCGCUGAGGGAAUCAAAAGCCGUUACGCAUGAGGCAGGUACCCGAUAUCCUCGUAUGUCCGUAUCAACGUAGCAGGGACAGGUGGCCCAAUGAUAGACGGUUUGUUAUACGUCACUAGCAGGCAAGAGGAAACAAAUAAUGAGAGGAAUGGGCUCCUUGGAGGCCAAGUUUUUGAUCACUUACAGAACCUCCGUAAAACCCUUGUAGAAAAAAUCCUAUUUUUCUGGAUCUCAGAUCAUCAAUUGGCGCCGUCUGUGGAAAACGGAAGGAGAUCUUUUCAUCACCGGAAGUUCCACCUUUACAAAACCCACUGAGAUCCACGAUGGCUAAUCACAACGAAAACAACGCCGUUCCAAACGACCUGAGCUCUGCCCAAGAGGGGCAGCAGUUCUCCUUUUCUAGUCCUACAACCCCAAAUAACCAACCACCCAUUCCUCUCAACCCCUCACCAAGCCUGGCUGGGAACGUGCCCCCCACGGCCUUGUCCAACCAAGACCUCUAAACCAUUGCCCUCCAGCUACAAAACACCGCCCACUGGUUGUGGCAACUAAUGUAACAAAGGGGCCUCAGUACCCCCGUAAAUGCGGUGCCGGUGGUAGAAGAGCUCCAGACCAAUGAACCUCAACCUACUCUUAACCAUCAUCAAACCAAUAGCCGUGAAGUUGGGGAAGAGGAAGAACCGGAAGCUAGGAUCCAUGGAAGGAGGGUGAGAGAGAUGAUCGAAAAUGAUGGGGCUGAUAGUUAUUCCGCCGGAACAACUAGGUGGACGAGGAGUGAAGCGGAGGAGGAAGAACACCGCCUGGAGAAAAAGCCCAGGCAGGAGGAGAAGAACGUAGACCAAAAGCUGCAGGAACUGAGAGAGCAGCUCUUAGCUGAGUUGAGAUUGAAGGAUCAGGAUCAAACUCUCCUACCCACCUCUUCACCCUUCUCGAAGUGGGUGCAGCAGGAGACUGUUCCCAAGAAGUUUAUGAUACCACCAAUGGCGGCCUAUGACGGAGCCGGAAAUCCCCGGGAGCAUGUCUUGAACUAUAAAACUUUCAUGGAGCUGCAAACCUUGUCGGAUGCCUUGAUGUGCAAGGUAUUCCCAACGACGCUCUCGGGGCCAGCACGGGCGUGGUUUAAUAAUCUCGAGUCCGGAAGCAUCAACAGCUUUGGAGACCUGGCCACUCGCUUCAUCAGCCGGUUUAUCGCCGGGGUGCCUGCAGAUAGGAAGACGAGCUAUCUGGAGAUGAUCCGGCAAAAGAGAGAUGAAUCGCUCAGGGAGUACGUCGCUCGUUUCAACACAGAGGCCCUGCAGAUUCUCGAGCUCGAUGAGGGAAGGGCGGUAGAAGCCAUGCAGAAGGGGACGACCUUGGCCGAGUUCUUCGGCUCUUUGAGUAGGAAGCCUUCGACCUCACUGGCCGAACUAAUGAAACGGGCGGAGAAGUAUAUAAGGCAGGAUGAUGCCUUAACAACAAGCAGGUUCGCUAGAGGAGCGAUUGAUAAAGGGAAAAUCCUGGAGGAUCAAAGGCCAGAAAAGCACGAGAAGAAACAUGGCAGAAGGCCUGAGCCAUACAAACAUCCCUGGGAGCGAAGGAACCAGAAGCCUCUCCCCCCGGGGUCCCAGAGCAGAAGUCACUCCCUCCAUGGGUCCCAAAGAAGCCGACCCCACUCAACGCUUCUAGAGCCGAAGUGCUCAUGGCUGUCCAAAAUAAAGAGUUCUUUCAAUGGCCCAGGCCUAUGACGGCAGAAGCAAGCCAGCGAAAUCCCGAUAAGUACUGUCAGUACCAUCGUACGCACGGCCAUGACACCAAUAACUGCUUCCAGUUGAUCACAGAAAUCGAGAGGCUGAUAAAAAGAGGGCACCUCAAGAACUUUGUAAAGAGGCCGGAGGAACAAAGGCCUUAGCCGAACUCAACACAUCAAGCACUCAGGAUAACGGGAGCAAGUCCAGUAAAUGAUGGAUCCAGUGGGACCAUCAACAUGAUUACUGAGGACACAGGAAGUCGGAAACCUGUCUACCUCUGAUCGAGACGUCGUGGAAAUUACACCAUGUGGACGGAUUAGUGAUGAAUCGUGCUCAUCUUUCACACUUUGGAUAGUCAUACCGGCUGAUGUCGAGACAAGGUACGCCUAAUUUGACAUGUGCCAUAAGCGUUAGGAAAACUUACGAGAGCAAAUAUUAUUUAUUGAACUAUGCUCAUUGUAUGAAGUAAUACUGUUAUUUAGAACUAAUUUUACGUUCAUAUAAGGUAUGAGACUGAAUAACAAGUGCGACAUAUUGUUGGUGAAUAUUAUUGAAUUGACGAUGAACAUCCUCGCCAUAUACGCUUUGUGCAAGCUCUUAUUUUGCAGAAAAAUCCUGAAUUCUUCAGAAGACCCUGAGACAUAGAGACCUCAGAGGUGCAAGGCUGGCGAGGAUC